Danio aesculapii is the source of this 3089-nucleotide messenger RNA. It is a transcript of the gene serbp1b, whose product is annotated as SERPINE1 mRNA binding protein 1b. Lineage: Eukaryota; Metazoa; Chordata; Actinopteri; Cypriniformes; Danionidae. Bases 109 to 1344 code for a protein of 411 amino acids. The transcript is spliced from 9 exons. Gene Ontology annotation, cellular component: nucleus; cytoplasm. The record is from RefSeq and is a predicted model, not a curated record. Gene Ontology annotation, molecular function: mRNA 3'-UTR binding.
CGGAAGAGAAGCAGGUGUCUUCCUUGGCCAUCUUGUGUUUGUCCACCGUGAGCCGUUCGCUCAAAGCCUCGAAGAAUCGGAGGAGAAUCCCGCUGUUGGGGCGCCAUCAUGCCCGGGCAUCUGCAAGAAGGCUUCGGCUGCGUCGUUACCAAUCGCUUCGACCAGCUAUUGGACGACGAAUCCGACCCGUUCGAGAUAUUAAAGGCGGCCGAAAACAAGAAGAAAGAUGCGGCCGCGUCCGGAGGCUCAAAGACGGCAGCUCAAGCUGCAAAACAGCCGAAAAAAGAGUCACAGAAAGACAGGAAAAACACGGCGCAGGACAAGAAAGAAGACACUCAGCCCCCCGUGCCACUUAAGAAGGAGGGGAUGAGGAGGGUUGGCCGGAAGCCGGAGCAGCAGCAGGGUCCAGCCAGCUCCCAACACCCAGGAGGUCCAGGAGAGGGUCGGCCCGGAGACAGGAGGCCCGACAGACGACCUCCUCGUGAGCGCCGCUUUGAUAAACCCUCCGACGAGAAACCAGAGGGGGGAGAUUUCUCUGCUGACAAGCCAAUUGGGGACAAGCCAUCUAGAGGACGUGGAGGAGGACGAGGAAUGGGCCGCGGGGGCCGAGGACGAGGGAUGGGACGCGGAGAGGGUUUUGAUUCCCGGGGAAAACGUGACUUCGACAGACACAGCGGCAAUGAUAAAUCUCGACAGAAAGGAGAGGAGAAGCGCAGUGGGAGCGGCUCGCACAACUGGGGUGGUGUGAAGGAAGAAACCAGUGAGCUAGAUCAGUCUGCAGCACCCGAGCCUGUCCCUGAAGGUGAAGAACAUGCCCCUGCCGACUCCGAAAACAAGGAAAAUGAAGUAGAGGAGGUGAAGGAGGAAGGCCCAAAAGAGAUGACCCUGGACGAGUGGAAGGCCAUGCAAGACAAGGAACGGUCCAAAGUUGAGUUCAACAUCCGCAAACCCAACGAGGGAAACGACGGUCAGUGGAAGAAGGGCUACGUACUGCACAAGUCAAAGAGCGAGGAAGUUGGCACGGUAGGUGAACGGCAAGCUGGAUCUGUGAUUGAAGCUGGAGAUGUCGAUCCUGACUCAUUCCACAAGGCUGAAGAAGGUGGAGAUCACCACUUCCGUAAACCAGCCAAUGACAUCACCUCUCAGCUGGAGAUAAACUUUGGAGAUUUGGGUCGGCCUGGACGUGGACGCGGAGGCUCUCGCGGGGGUCGUGGAGGUCGUGGUGGAGGCGGCGGUGGCGGCGGCGGGGGACGACCAAGCCGAGGCGGAGGCAGAUCUGAGAAGGGUGGAGGUGUUUCCGUUCCCAACGUGGACGAUCCCGAGGCUUUUCCAGCUCUGGCUUAAACCCGCAAACACCCAAACCUUCUCUCCUCUUCAAACGCUUGCAUGCUUAUGGAUUGUUCGACCAUAGAAACCAGAAAAGUGAGACUGUCAUCCGUACAUACACUGAGAACUGACUUUUACCUGCGGAAACAAACGAGAAAAACACAAAAAAGGACUUCUUAUUACACUGAAGCAAAUUCUGGGUAGAGGUUUUGUAUUUAGAGACACGAUAGCAGGGAUGUUCAUACAGUAUUUUAUUUUUUUUGUUGGUUUUCUCCUUAUUUCUUUCCCCCCAGAGAUUAUGCAUUCGCCAUAAAUAUUUUUUUAUCGCUGCUUGAAUGUAUGCAUUUUCCAGAUAGACUUCUGAAGUGUUGUGAACGCUUCAGGCUUUUCCCCCUGUGUAAAUUGAGUUUUUGCUCUCUCUCUCAAUGGCUCUACCAAAAGCAGAACGUUUUAUUUUAUUUUUUUCUCCACCGAGUGAGAAUGCGAGACUUGUGAUUUUACUAUUCACAUAUAUAUAUAUACACACAUGAGUAAUGUAUAUUUGACUAUUUUAAAUGUUUCGAAAGAAGGUCAAGCUUACUCUCCUGUUUGGAUUUUAUUUCGAUUUUGACCAUAGCAAGAAGAAGCAAAUGUGUCGUCUUGAUCUUGCUUUGGUGUUUAUUUUUAAUUUCCGUCGUCCUCUGCUCGACCUGUGAUGAUCUUUUAGUAUGCUUAGUUCUUCCUCAUCAUCUUGUUGAAGCACCCGGGAGAUCCAGGCUGGUCCUUUUGUAUUCAUACAAGUUCAUCUCUUAGGACCACUUCUUUCUGAACUGUAUAUGUGAGUGACGUGUGUGUUAGGGUUGUCACGAUACUGGAAUUCGGUACUAAUCGAUACUGUAAUUAAAAACGUCCAUUUACUGUGUCAAUUUUAAUGUGUUUUUAAACAGCGCUGACUGGCCAUUGUGUUCACAUGCUCAACAGAAAUGACUGUGAUUGGCUGUGAAGGUCAUCAGUUCACCAAACUCACCGUUGUUUACUGAGUGUUACCACAGUUACAGGGACACUGGAGCGUUUUAAAGCUGCAGUUCAUCAGCGAAUCAUUCAUAUGUCAGAUUAUAGACAAACCAGCUGAUCGACGUGACUGAAAUACUCCUAACAGUGGUUGAUGACCUUCACAGCCAAUCACAGUCAUUUCUGUCGAGCAUGUGAACACAAUGGCCAAUCAGCGCUGUUUAAGAACGCGCUCAAUUGUUAGCAGGAAAUAGACGUCUAAAUUUUCGGGAUCGAAUGGUACUGUAUUCCAGUUUCGUGCAACCCUAGUGUGUGUGAGAGAUGUAAAUCUGUUUUAAAGUUCAUCUGCCGUUAUUUUCCUAAGUUUAGAUUGUAAACAUUAUGAUUAUUAUUUAGUUUUCUCUCUAGCUAAGGUUGUUGACAUAUCUUUGCACUUAGAUUUUUAUGGUGACGUUUGAAAAUUCGAGCUACUCAACCACGUGGUCUGUCGGCAUCGAUUGUUUUCUUUUUUUUUUUAUUAUUCCUUCUGUGCUGUGUUUUUAUUUUUUAAUGAUUACUAUGAUGGCACUACUGCUCGUGCGUGCGUGUGUGUGUGUUUUGUUUUGUUUUCUUCUGAAACGUUGUGUAAUUCAGGGUGGGACAACAGUGUGUGCUGCGAAAAAGAAAAGUUGGAUCCAGCUUAUGUAUGUGAAAAUUAGCAAGACCUCUGAGUGUGACGGCCGAUGUUCUCUGUAUUCAUAGGAGGAGGGACAAUAAAAUGGACGACGACACUA